Molecule: messenger RNA, 7145 nt
Organism: Microcebus murinus (gray mouse lemur)
Lineage: Eukaryota; Metazoa; Chordata; Mammalia; Primates; Cheirogaleidae
Source: RefSeq, a predicted model, not a curated record
ACAAAAUGAAAGGGGCUGUGCGCCCUUGGGCUGGUCACCCAGCCUCCCUGUGCCUCAGCGUCCUCAUCUGUACAACGGGGCAUGACGACAGUGUCUACUCCCAGAGCUGCGGUGAGGCUUAGGUGAGCUAAUAAUUGCAAAACGCUCGCACAGGCCCUGACACACGGCGAGUCUCAGCGUGUGGCCAACUCAUCCGGCAGACAUCCCAGCUCCUGCUCUUUGCCUCUGGCUGGUGUCGGGAGGUGCUGAGAACCCGCAGCAGGGCUGGGCCUGCAGCAAGAAGCUCUUAGACUCGCCGGUGGGGAGCUCAGAGAGCAGAGCCCACCAGGGGAGCAUGGGGCCUUCAGACCCUCUCGGACCAUGAACUCUGGCUUCCAGUAGGCCUCAUUUCCCUACCAAAUUUGCAAGCAAAUCUGCACACCUCAUGAUUCUCUUUCCAAAGGGGAAGGCAGCUAAGGGCUGGCCUAGCUCCCAGCUCUGGGCCAGGGGAACAGGGCAGGCAAGGCCAGCGCAGGAGUUAGGCAGAGCCACACUGCCCAGGCAGCAAUGAGGCCUGGACCCCGGGGAGACGUGGCUGUGGCCGCCGAGGUGCUGUGCCCUGUUCCACGCCCUGAGUCCAGAGCCCAGCACCCUGCCUGGGAUGCCAGGGCCCGUCCCCUCACCACUGCCCCUUCCUAGAGGCCCUCGGGCUGCCCCCUUCUUAACACCCCACGCUCAACCAACCUGAUCUCAGAUUCUUCCUUCUCCCACGAGUGCUGAGACUGAAGCCCCUUUGCAGCCCAGUCGGGAGCCAGAGGCAUUUUAACUGAAAGCUUGAAGGGAUGCAGUUCUGAUGGUGGAAGUUCAGGCAUCCUUCUGGCUGAGGGGCCUGCAAUAGAAAUUUAAAAGGUACUUGUGCAAGCAAAGCAAUAGGAGGGAAGAUCUCAGAAGGCAGCCAGGGUACAAGACCACGGGCAGAGAAAAGACCCAGAGGGAGCAGAUACCGGAGUAGGGGGAUGUUUUUAAAUUUGUUUUCUAUUGUGAAGUGUGACUGUAUGGACUAGUUAUUAAUUUUGAAUCAAUGCAUUUUUUAGCUUCUUAUGGAAUUGUGAGUAGUGGGGAAGAUGGCCAGAGCCAAGGCAUGAACAGUGGAGGCGGGGUGUGUUGAGGGAGGCAGGGUGGGGUACCAGGUUCCUGUCUUGGCCCUGCCACGGACUUGCUCUUUGUCCUGGACAGGCCUUUCCAGUCCUGAGUCUGUUUCCCUGUCUUUACAGUGGGAACAACUGGGGACAGAAAUCCUACCUCGUCUGCCUGCUGUCAAGAUGAAAGGAAAUCAUGUCUCAGACAUUUUUAUAGGCCCUUAGAAAUUUCCCAGUGCCUGGCUGUUGUGUGAAUGAAACAGAGCAGCCUGUGUGUGGUGGGAGGAGGCUGUGGGGGCCUGUCUGGGUACAGCCACCCUCCUGCCAUGCUCGAAGAUGACAAGACAAAGUCAUCCGGCAGCUGUGAGGGGCCAAAAGAGUCACAGUAAAAUUUUGGGGUCAGAUUCAGCCCCCCUCCUGUCUUUUCUUACAUGCUGGGCCCCCCAAAAUUACUGAAGUGCAUAAGCCGUGGGUGAUGGCAGAGCCCGGCGGGUUUUCACGCAGCGAGCACACUCCUCAGCCCACAGCCCAGAUCAAGAAAUGGAAUGUCGUUAGCACCCAGCAGCUCCUCACCCUGUCUCAGUCCCCAAGGUGACUGCUACCCUAACUUUGAUCAUCAUCGACUAGUUCUGCCUAUUUUCAAAUUUAUAUAAUAAUAAAUGUUUCCUCGUUCCUAACCAUUUGCUAUCUCUGCUAGUUCUCAUGAUGACCCAGAGUCUCAAAGUAGCUUCUUAUUAUUCUCACUUCACAGGUGAGGAACUCGAGGGAUCUGCAACGACCUGGCGAUGUCCCUGAGACCCCAGGCCAUGUGCAGUGGAAGCAGGAUUCUGACCCAGAUCCUCGGGGCUGGCUGUUUGCAACACCUGCGGCCUUCCUGUCGGCCCAUCCUGGAUUCUGCAGUGAAACCUGGAAGCCCACUAGAGAUUCAGGGACGUUUGCAGGAACGGAUGGUCCCAUUGCCCUAACUGAUCCACAGCUUCCUAUCCGAGGUCUAUCCUAGGCCUUCUGGGGCUGUGGUCCCCAAGCCCCCAGGCCGCUGACCGGUACCGGCCCAUGGCCUGUUAGGAACUGCACGCACAGCAGGAGGCGAGGGAGCAAAGUUUCAUCUGUAUUGACAGCUGCUCCCAUCCCCGCCUGAGCUCACCUGUGUCAGACCAGUGGUGGCAUUAGACCCUCACAGGAGCACAAACCCCACUGUAAACUUCACAUGGAGGGGCUGUGUUGCGGCUCCUGAUGACCUGAGUGGAGCUGGGGCGGCGAUGCUAGCGCUGGGGAGCAGCUGCAGAUACAGAUCAUCCUUACAGAGGUCUGACUGCACAGAGACCAUAAUGUAUCAGUCGCUUGCAGACUCAUCAAAACCCUAUCAGUGAGUGGCAGGUGACAAUUAAGCUGCAUCUGCUGGCAGCUUUAUGUCAGAAUAAGACACUUAUUUCAGUCUGGCCCACUCAUUCUUGUAUUUACCACUUCUGUCUGCGCCUCUUUCCCGCACUGCGCACUUGUCUCAGUCACAGAGUUGGCACAAGCUAACCCUAGCAAAAACGAGUAAAAACCAAACGUCGCUGGAGAGCUUCUUUGAAAAGGGGGAAAGAACCAAUGAUGAGACAGCAGAAGACUCUCAGACUGCUGACAAAAUGAAAGCUGCAUCUAAAAGAAAAUAUCAAGAGUCCUGCUUAAAUUACAGGGUCAUUGCAACAGGUGACUGACAUUCUCCAAGCCCACUUUGUAUAAUAUCUGGCAACCAGCUACCCAACAAAGCCAUGAAACCUUCACAACUGCUCUGCCGCAUGAAGACCAAGCACCCUGCAUUAAAAGAAAAGCUGUAGAGUUUUUCAAAAGAAAAAAAAAGUGAUCACGAAGCACAGAAGCAGUUGAAGGGCAGCACUUCAUCAAGUGUGUCCUCACCGGGAGCACCCUUCCCCGUGGCUGCACGUGGCUGAAGCAAGGAGCCCUUCCCCACUGGGAGCAGUCGGCCCUGCCGCCGCCAAGGACACUUGCGGUGAACUUUGGUAGAGGCUGCACGCGUUCCUCUUUCAGUGGCCCCAUAACUAGACGAAUUGAUGAAAUAGCAGCGGGUAUUGAGGCACAGUUGUCAGAGAGGAUUAAUGAGUCACCGUGGUACACGAUCCAGGUUGGCCAAUGUCAACAACAGGCAACAAUGCUUGCUUUUGUGCAGUACAUUUUUCAUUAGAAUUGCAUGAGGAUAUGUUAUGUGCACUUUUGUUGCCAACCAGCACCACGGCUGCAGAACUGUUCAAGUCUGUGAAAGGUCACACGUCAGGAAAACUGAGUUGGUCAUUUUGUGUCGGUACAUGCACAGACGGAGCGGCUGCCAUGACUGCCGGCGUCUGGCUUCACUGCUCGGGUCAAGGAGGUCCUCCUGAGUGUGAGUCUGUGCACUGUGUGGAGAGAUGCGGCUAGCCGGAAAACGUCACCUGAACCAGACAGCGUUUCGCAGGAUGUGACUGAAAUUAUCAGCCACGUUAAAGGGCGUGCCUGAACUCACAUCUGUUCACGCAGCGCUGCGAGGAGAGCACCUACGUCUUCUCUUAUUCAUGGAAGUGAGACGGCUUUCUAGAGGGGGAUCACUGGCUAGAGUUUUUGAGCUACGAGAGCAGCUCCAGCAAUUUCUUUUACUGCCAACAGUCACCACCGGCGGCACAUUUCAGUGACACAAAAAAGGUCGAAAAACUUGAUUACUUGUGUGACAUAUUCAAGCUGCUCAACAAACUCAGUCUGUCGCUUCGGGGGAGAAUGACAGCUGUGUUCAAGUCGGCAGAUAGCAUGGCUGCAUUCAGAGCCAAGCUGGAAUCAUGGGGGCCACGACUGAACAUUGGGACUUUGACGUGUUUUAGACGUUAGCAGAGAUUGUGAAAGAGCCAGGUGCAUCUCCCAGCUGCAUGAUGGCCUGUUCCAGCUUUCCAGAGAGUCUGAGCAUUACUUCCCAGCCACAGAAGACCCCGAACUGGGAAGGAACGGAUCCGUGACCGAUUUGUGAGUAAGCCAGGCGUAUCAACCUUGCCUGUGCUAGGUAGAAGAGGAUCAGCUGCUUGAAACUGCAAAUGAUGGUGCCUUAAAAGUAUGUUUGAGACAACUCUAAACCUCCGUGCGUUCUGGAUAAAGUGAAGGUGGACUAUCCUGAGACUGCCACAAAAGAACUGAAGAGCCUGCUUCCAUUUCCAACAGCCUAUCUUUGUGAAGCAGGGUUUUCUGCAGUGACAGCCGCCAAACUGAGAUUAGGGAGUAGACAGGACAUAAGCAACACACUUCGGCUGUCACUGUCCUUCAUCACCCCAUCUAGUUGCAGGAAAAUAAGCUCAGGGCUCCCACUGAAUCUGCACUGUGGCGAGUUGUAUGAUUAUUUCAUUAGACAUCACAAUGUGAUAAUAGUAGAACUAAAGUGCACAAUAAAUGUAAUGCACUUGAAUCGUCCCCAAACCUUCCCCUCCACCCCCGGUCUGUGGCAAAUUUGUCUUUCAUGAAACCAGUCCCUGGUGCCAAAAAAGUUGGGGACGGCUGCUCUUGGGGCCCACCUGCUCCAGAGCCCCCCUCUGUUGCCGCCACACGAACUUCUGGCUCUUCUUCGGAAUCUGCACAAAGUCCUGCCGGUAGUCUUGCGUUCCCUCUGCUGAUGGCACCUGUGUCCCCAGGCCCCUGCUUGGCUUCCUCUUCCGUUGUUCCCUGACCCUCUGGGCAAGGCUGAGCCAACCCCAGCCCUCUAUCCGAAUGAUGCCCCCAUGUGCCGUCUUUCUCCUCUCCCUUUUCCUUGGAGUGUUUAUUACGACGGACGCUCUAGUCCACACGUGUAUGUGUUUGCUGUCUUCUCCCUCCCUGGAAUGUGUGCACCAUGCGGGCAAAGUCACUGCUGCAGGCCCAGGGCCGGAGUCACACGGCCCUCGGCAGGCACCCAAUGCCUCUUGAGUGUCGGGGGCAUCAGUCCGCAUGGAACAUCUCCCCCAAACACAAACAGCCUCCAUGAGGGAAGGCUGCAUAGACUCUAAACCCACCGCUUUGCUGGCGGACGGUGUUGUGGGCGUUAGCCAGGAUCUGGUCUCAGCUGACAAAGUCGUGUGUGGGGGGAAGAGGCCAAACCCAGCGAGGCAGCUCCACUGCUGGUGGGAAGCCAGGGCCCUCCCCUGCCCUCUCAGGCCACUGUGGCGACCCUCCCCCCAUCUCCCGCCAGCCAAGGUGCCCGGCCCAAAGUGGCAGAGAGGGAGCAGCCCAGCCCGGAGGUGACAGCGAGGCUGUGUGCCGGGCAGCGGGGUGGGGCCUGGGCUCAGGCAAAUGAGCCGAGCACACACAUAUAGAGGCCGCUGCUCCCCACCCAGUGCUGGCGGGAUGGAGGGCAGCCUCAGGCCGACCGGCCCGGGGAGGGGGCCCGCGAGGGUGGGGGACAGCCUCGGCCUGGCGGAGCUGCAGGAGCUGGCCCUGGCGUGGUUCAUGGAGACUCAGGCCCCCUUCAUCCUGCAGGAUGGCGCGCUGCCCGCCUGGUUCCAUGGAUUCAUCACCCGCAAGCAGACGGAGCAGCUGCUCAGGGACAAAGCUCUUGGUUCCUUCCUCAUCCGCCUCAGUGACCGGGCUGUUGGCUACAUCUUGUCCUACAGGGGACGUGACCGCUGCCGGCACUUCGUCAUCAACCAGCUCCCAAACCGGCGCUACUUCCUCUCGGGGGACACCUGUGCCCACGGCUCUCUGGCCGAGCUCGUGUGCCACUACCAGGAGACGCGGCUGGAGCCCUUCGGGGAGACGCUGGCUGCCGCCUGCCCCCGGCCAGAGGACGACAAUCUCUAUGACGCCAUCACGCUGGGCCUCCACCAGACCAGGCUGGGCCUGGAAAACCCGCCCGCCACGGCGCCCCCUGCAGGGGUCUCGGACAGGGCCGCUGGCCCCCACUGCUCUGCAAAGCCCCAGGUCUCCUUUGUCCACGCACGGAGGGGCCUGGACGUGAACCCCUGGAACUCUGAGGAGCACCGUGUGGAGGCCCCCAUGGUAGUGCCCCCCCUCCCAGAGAGGAAGGCCUCCCUCUUGGACACGUCUCUCCAAGGCUCCGGUGACAUCGUCUACGCAGAGCUGAGGAAGACGAAGCAGGCGCGGCCAGACCUGGGCACAGAGGUGUCCGGCACGCACGGGCCCGUUCCAGCUGGCGGCCGGGCCUGCUCCCCAGGCAGGGAGGCCCAGAGGCGACUCUCAGAUGGAGACCAGAAUAGGCCUGAUGGCCCAGGGCCUGUCCUCUCUGGAGUGAGCCCAGACCGGAGCCCUCCUGGGUCUCCCAGUUCCCGGGGGUUCCUUGAGCCCCCCAGUUCUGAUGCCCUGGGACCCCCGACUGUUGCCUGGAGGCAGGGGUUUCUGAAGCAGAGCCAAGGGGCUCAGCCCUGCCCCCAGAGCAGCUUUGCAGAGGCCUAUGAACUGGUCAGGACAGCAGGCCGCCUCCCAGAGGCCGGCAGCACGCCAGACCAAGGAGGCAGCACCUAUGAGCAGAUCCCAGUCUGCUGGGGGGCCCCAACCAGGCCCCCACAUCCUGGGUCCAGUCCCACAUAUAGCGAACUGUCGGAGCCCACCGACUGUGGCUACGAGAGGAUCUCGGGGACCGCAGGGCUCCCAGAGCCUGGGAACACUUAUGAGCAGAUCCCGGUGGCCAAGAGCAAGGACCCUACACGGACACAAAAGCCUGACAAGCUCCGGAGGCUCUUCUUCACAGACAGGAAGCACAAAUUCUGAGGAGGGCCCGGUAUCUAGCAGCCUGCCAGUGGGUUUCCUGGCACCCAGGCCAUGGCAGGGUUACUGCGAAGCCCGAAGGCACCCCUGGACCCUCAGCCAACCAGCCUGCCACGGAGCCAGGCUGAGAUGCAGCCCCGGCGCCUGCCUGGAGGUGGCCUUCCAACCGCCUGCUUCUCCUGGCUGUGUCCUGCUUCCCUGGUGCCUCCCAUCCGUGCAGAUGAGGAAAUCAAGGCCGGAGAGGAGUGGGGACCAGCCGAGGGCAGGGGUCAGCACCCCAUUUCCCAGAUGAGCACGCUGAGGCCCAGGCUGACU